AUGGAGGACAGCACCCUUCACAAGAAAGGGAAGAAGAAAGGAGAGACUCCGGAGAAGGGGAAAGGGAAAAAUAAGAUAAAGGUGGAGAGCUGCGCCCCUGAAGACCAGGAGAGGGACCAGAAGGAUGUGGUCUUCCUGUCAGAGACCAGGGGAAACGCCUUCGAGAUCAAUAUUGAUCAGGGGAGACGCCUGGCCCUGCAGAAUGAGAUCGACAAGGAGUCCAACCCAGUCCAACUCAAAGCAGCACCGGUACCAUCGAGUUUGGGCCAGUGGGGCACCGCCCAGUUUGACAGUUCCGACCAACAAAAUAAGUUCCUGCGGUUGAUGGGCGGCUUCAAGAAGGGCGGGCAGCCAAUGGCAGUAAGCGGUGCAACGGGAGGGCGGGCCAACAUGGCGCUGACGAAAGACGGACAGAAGAGCUUGCAGCAAGGCCUCCUGGGGGAGUUUGAACGCGCUCAGUCGCGCCGCAUGGACUUCACGGGAAGGGGGGUGGGACUUGGGUUCUCGGCGCCGUCCAAUAAGAAGUUCUCGAUCGACAUCAACGCAACCCGGUCAGUGCGCUUUUGAUGACUGAGUCGGGACAGACCCUUGAGUGUGUGUGUGUAGCCUCCAAAACGGAUUUGGAUGAGUGUGUGUGCACCUUUUCUCUUGCAGGGUCGUGGGAGUGGGCCUGUGGGGAUGUGGUGUGUAUGAAUAUGUGUGUGUAUAUAUAUACUGAACAAAAAUAUAAACGAAACAAUUUCAACGAUUUUACUGAGUUACA
Molecule: messenger RNA, 763 nt
Organism: Coregonus clupeaformis (lake whitefish)
Lineage: Eukaryota; Metazoa; Chordata; Actinopteri; Salmoniformes; Salmonidae
Product: lysine-rich nucleolar protein 1-like
Exons: 4
Coding region: 1-567 (188 amino acids)
Source: RefSeq, a predicted model, not a curated record